Molecule: messenger RNA, 516 nt
Organism: Enterobius vermicularis (human pinworm)
Lineage: Eukaryota; Metazoa; Nematoda; Chromadorea; Rhabditida; Oxyuridae
Source: the annotation of a GenBank genome assembly
AUGAUCCGACACUUGUCCGAAUCUUCUUUGCAAAAUGUGGCUAAACCAAUGCAGGUGCUCGUAACACAGCAAAGGGGCAUCAAACCAUGGGACGUUCCGCAACCCGGUGCAAAAAAUGUCAAAUUUGCUUGGGAUACUCGGGGUGCUCGCUUUUUCCGAUAUAUGAUUUGGCAGUAUAUGUGGGGUGGAAGACAGUAUGGACUUCUUUACCAUGACCAGGCGUUUGAACCAGAUCCGGUUAUCGCAGAAGCACUACGUAGACUCAAUUUGAAAGAGCCAUGGGUUUUUGACCAGAGGAAGAUACGACUAAUAAAAGCACAUAAUUUGGCGAUGCAUCAUGAGAAGCUUCCUAAGAGUGAGUGGACAAAAUGGGAGGAUAGCAUGAAAGGGUCGUGGGUUUUUGAGUACUUUGAGGAAGUUUACGAGUACGUAUUUUCGAAAACGUUUUGUGGAAGUUGUAUGAUAUCACUUCUUCGUAUUACCUACAGGCGCCUUUUCGCAGAGAACAUAUUUUGA